Messenger RNA from Funneliformis mosseae, 1317 nucleotides. The record is from the annotation of a GenBank genome assembly. NCBI's taxonomy places the organism in Eukaryota, Fungi, Glomeromycota, Glomeromycetes, Glomerales, Glomeraceae.
AUGUCCUCUUUUAGGGAAGAAGAACUUAAAAAGAGAAAAACAUAUCUUCAAAUAGCAGGCACUGCCUGUUCGAAUUGUCGUAAAACUUGCAAUGAAGCAAAUGUAACUUCUCUUUUACGUUGUGCGCGUUGUCGAAUGUCACAUUAUUGUUCUAAAGAAUGUCAAAAGGCCGAUUUCCAAUUUCACAAGGUUUUCUGUCUUGCUAUCGAAGAAUUGAGCAACAAUGAACAAGCUUGGUAUUCGUGUAAUGGUUUGGAAUUAGAAUGGAAUAAGCGCAAGAUUUAUCAAAUGCAACUACUAGGCUUUAUACUUGAUAGGGAUUUAAAUAAUUACGAGAGACUUGCGUGGUUGAAUCAACCAAAAUGUCAAAUAUGUUUCAAAUGUCCAAAAGACUUGAAAACGUCACAAGCAUUAAUUCCAUGUUCAAAUUGUCAGGUGGUCUUUUGUUGUUGCCCUGAGCAUUGGAAAAAACAUCGGUCAAAACACGACGACCUGUGUGAGACAUAUCAAAUCAUGACCGAUUGUGAAAGGAUCCGAUAUUUACCCGAUCAAUCGUUAUGGGCACCAGAAGAUUAUGAUGAAAAUAAAUUAUAUCCACCGUUACCAAAAGAUUGGAAUGGAUAUUUCAAGUGGAGAAAGGCUUCAAUUAUACCUCAACGUAAUGAUUCUUUCUGUCGAGUUAUCACAAAUACUCUUUCGUUACCUCUCACGAUCCUUUCAGCUCUUUCAAGAUUUUACACGCAUGAUCAAUUACAUUCCAUCAACGAUUUGGUAAUCCAUAUUGUUGGUGCAAAUCAAUAUGAACUUUCGGCGCUUAUGACUUUCGAAGAGAUAAUGCACGUGUUACCUGAUUUAAAAGUUCUUCACCUCGUAAUGAUUGGACCGGAAAUGACUCCAAAACAUCAUGGAUUUCCGUUGCGAUGUUGCCCUCGGUGCACUACGGAAAAUAGGAUGCGCGUUAUUUCAAUGUAUCCAAUGAUUUAUCAUGAGUUCGCUAAUUCUUCCGAUUAUAGUCAACCUCACUUGGCUAUUGGAUUUAACAAAGAUUUAGGUGAAGAUGAUUUUGAACUUUGGAAGCCAACGAUCGAAUUUUUGUUGGAUAAAAAUUUGCCAUGUGCUUUCACUUCUUAUUCCAAAAAGGAAGCCAUCGAGGACGUUAGAAUUAUUAAAGAAUUGGGUGCUUUAAUCCUUGUAGGAGCCAAAGAAAAUAAAUGGAGUAGCAACAUGCCUCUUGUUGAACCUCAAGAAGUUGAUAAGUUUUAUUAUAAUAAUUUUUAUAGAACAUUGUUUCAAGGAAGAGCAAAAAAUGAGGAAUAG